AUGCAACAGCGGUGGGGUAGUGAUGGCGGAAGUGGUGGUGGUGACGGUGAUGGGAGCGGCAGUGAGAACGGUAGUGGGGACGAAAAAAGGGGGAAUACAUGGGGCAAUAACCGUCUUAACCGUCACCUUACACUCUCAUAUAUUCCAAAUAACACAAACACACUCACUAAAUUCCAUUUCCAUAAAACCUAUACUUACAGAUAUAUAUAUAUAUAUAGAUACAAAGCGAAAAAAAUCCAGAAUUUAUUUCAGUUGAUGGAAAUGAGAAGAAUUUACGAAGAAGAUGCAAAUGGAGAGAUCAAAAAAGGGCCAUGGAAAGCGGAAGAAGAUGAAGUUUUAAUCAAACACGUGAAGAAAUACGGUCCGAAAGACUGGAGCUCCAUUCGAUCCAAAGGUCUUCUUCAACGAACCGGCAAAUCGUGUCGUCUUCGUUGGGUCAACAAACUUCGUCCCAAUCUCAAAAAUGGUGUGAAGUUUUCUGCAGAUGAAGAGAGAGUAGUGAUAGAACUCCAGGCAGAGUUUGGAAACAAAUGGGCAAGAAUCGCCACGUAUUUGCCUGGCAGAACAGAUAAUGAUGUCAAGAAUUUCUGGAGUAGCAGACAGAAGAGAUUGGCUCGAGUUCUUAGGUCGCCACCACCGCCGCCGCCACUGAGGUCCCAGAAAUCGAUCCGCCAAUCCCCUGCCCUUCAUAAAGUUCCUGCCUUUGAGGCCCCGAAACGAAGUUCUUCAACAGAUGGAGAAUCAUCAGUGACAUCACCAAAGACGUUAUCUUGUUCAUCGUCUUACUGUGAACCGCCAAUCAAAAUGGUGCCACUACCGGAACUUAUGAACCCCACGGUCACAGCCACAACCACAAUCACCACAACUGGCUUGUUCACCUAUGAUUACACCCAACCAUUGUGCCAACUUGACUAUAUCACCAUCCCCAUUGAAGAAAACUCAUGUAACCAGCCACUACCGCCACUUCCACUACACGAGUUCCCUUAUGUUCCACCGCCACCACCUCUUGAUAGCCAAGACAUUUUCACCCAACUCGGCGACCCCAAUUUCUAUGCGGUUUUUGGACAUGGUGAUGCACCUGAGAUGGCCCAAUUCCCUUACAUGUUUCCAGGGGAAAUUGGUGGGAGAUGUGGAAAGGAUGAGAAGGACGAUCCGUUGAUGAUGGGUCCCGAUACGUUCAUUGAUGAUUUUCCAGUGGAUAUGUUUGAUAAUCUCGACCCGCUUCCUAGCCCAACAGAGUGGUGAUUUGUGUUA
Messenger RNA from Erigeron canadensis, 1254 nucleotides. Its product is annotated as transcription factor DUO1. The coding region runs from base 1 to 1245 and encodes 414 amino acids. The record is from RefSeq and is a predicted model, not a curated record. The transcript has 5 exons. NCBI's taxonomy places the organism in Eukaryota, Viridiplantae, Streptophyta, Magnoliopsida, Asterales, Asteraceae.